AUGAAAGCUACAAUUUUAGGUAUUAUUUUAACCGUAGUAAUUUCAAUCUUUGGUAAUGUUGUUGCUAAUGGUGACUUACCGAAACGAGAGGAAAGAAAGUCUAAAGGAGUUACUACAUUUAUAAGCGCUAAAUGGGAAGCAACGCCAAUUGUACUAGAACUGGCGGAAUAUUUGUCUGCUGAAAGUUCUGAUUUAUUUUGGUCUUAUUUUGAUGGCAUUAUUUCACUUAAAUCAAGCUUAGAGUCCUUGGAGACCGAUAAACAAGUUUAUGAUGCUUGUAUUGGAGUAGCUAGUACAUUAUUAGCUCCGGCACAGCUCCGUAUGGCUAAGCUAGCCCUGUCCAUGCAUUUGACUUCACCUACAGUCCGCAUGUUUGAUCAGAUUGCCACACAAAAUGGUGCAAAAGAAUCGCCCUGUGAAACAUUUGUGGCAAUAGCAUCAAGAAAAGUUUGUGAUAAUGAUAUCCUUAGGGACAUUCUUAAAUCUACAGACAAAUUUGAUCCUGAGGAGCAUAGAAUUGAAACAUAUCUAUUAGAUCACUCAUAUCCCAGCAGUGACAACAGGAGCCUCACAGCUAUUUUAUACGGAGAGCUGGGAAAUUCUGACUUUUCGGCCAAACAUAAAAUAUUAUCUGGCUAUGCUGAUAAAGGUGUUAUUAACUAUGUGGUCAGAUGGAAUGUAAAAUCUAGAGGCAAGCCAAAGCUUCGUUUGUCUGGAUAUGGAAUUGAAUUGCAAUUGAAGAGUACAGAAUACAAAAGUCAAGAUGAUACCACUCCUAAGGAGUCUGUAGAUGAUUCAGGAGUACCCUCGGAAGAAGAAGAUGAAAACGAUCCCCAAAACCAAAUAGAUGGAUUCAAUUUCGGAAGACUAAAGAAUUUAUUCCCGGCACUUCGCACACCUCUCGAGCGUUUCCGAAGACAUCUAUCUGAAAUGAGUGAAGAAAUAGAGCCCCUUAAAGUAUGGCAGAUGCAGGCUCUGAGUAUGCAGGCCGCUGCUGCUGUGAUGGAUGCACACGACGCCGGCGGAGAUGAGGCUCUUAAAGUGUUGAUAUCUCUAGCACAGAACUUCCCCAUGCAGACUAAAUCGUUGAUCCACGUGAAUGUGCCCCGAUCUUUCCGCGAUGAAGUCCUGUACAAUCAAGACGUUUGGUCGUCAUCUCUAGGGCUGCGGCCUGCGGAACCCUUGUUGCUGGUAUCCGGGGCACAGUAUGAUGCUGACGAGGUCGACCUUAUGGCCCUCUUAGCAGCGCUCAGAGAAGAUAUAGGACCUAUGAACACUCUGCAUGCUUUGGGUCUGAACAAGAAGCUUAUCAACAAGCUUCUAUCACUUGAGCUCGGUGAGUCUUUCACUUGGGAAGAGUAUGGUUUGGACAUCCGUGACACGGCCAUCACAUGGCUCAAUGAUCUAGAAACAGACGAUAGAUACAGAAGAUGGCCAUCUUCAUACAUGGAACUCCUACGACCCACAUAUCCUGGUAUGCUGAGGAACUUCAGAAGAAAUAUAUAUAAUUACGUGAUAGUGAUAGACCCCACAUCACCGUCGUCCGCGCCCCCUUUAAAGCUUGGUGAGACAUUACUGAAACAUGCGACGCCCAUACGAGUGGGUUUGGUACUGGCACCGGGACAAGACUCCGCUCUUGGCACUGCACUAAGAAGCGCCUUCAACUAUGUGGCACAGGAGAGGAAUUCUAACAAGGAAGCCUUCUAUUUCCUUACACAGGUUCUCAAUUCUCUUCAAGAAGAUGCUCUGAGUGUUGAUCAUAUUAAAAAGUAUCUGAAAAAGUAUGCCAGCUCGAGCGCAAAUCUCGAUGAAAUUAUUUCAGAGGAAUCUGAAUUCAACUUUGGACACCAACUGGCUGAGGAGUUCGUGUCGAAGCUUGGAAAUAAUAAAUUCCCUCAAGUGAUAGUGAAUGGCGUCCCUCUGUACGAUGAGGGUUCUGGUGCUUUGUCAUCGGUUGAACUGUUGGAGGAAGCGCUAGUAACGGCCCUGUCACGACACACGGCGCGACUACAGCGAGCUGUGUUCAGAGGGAACCUCGCGGACUCCGACGACGCCGUAGAGUAUCUCAUGAAGCAGCCGCAUAUUGUGUCUAGGUUAAAUCGUCGAGUGCUCGCAUCUGAACCGUCUCAAUACUUAGACUUAUCUGGUGUAUCAUCAUCAAGAGACUUAUUUUCCGAAGACAAAAUUCAUCGCCUCUUACAUUUAACUGGACGCGACGCACUAGCAACGGCUUUACCUAUCUUUAAAUAUUUCAUAAAACCCGGGAAGUCUGAGAAGAUAACACAAACUCUUUGGAUAGCGGGAGAUCUCAAUCAGAAGGAAUCUAGAGAAUUGUUAAGAAAUGCUCUCACAUUUAUGAGGGAAUCGGGUGGAAUUCGCGUUGCAUUUAUACCUAAUGUUGAUGGUUCAUCCGGCGAGGAUCAAUCGUUUAAUAAAGUAGUUCUGGCCGCUCUCACUAGUUUGGAACCCGCAGAGGCUACCAAAUAUGUAGUUCAACUGUUAGAGGACGAAGGAUGUCAUGAGAGAAAAGAUUGUGAAAUUCUGCCUGAGUUAGUACCGGCGUUGAAUAAGUACGAGUGGGUGUUGAAAGCGUCCCGCGUGUUGUGUGCUCGGAGUUUGAAACUGCGUAGCUCAGAGCGAGCCGUCAUACACAACGCCAGAGUUAUAGGACCUUUCAAUAAAGGAGAGAGCUUCUCAUUAGAAGACUUCGCACUGCUUGAGAGGUACAGUAAUCAAGUAUAUGGAGACAAACUAUCCGAAAUGUUACAUCAGAACAAGAAGCUGUCGAAUAAUGUUUUGGAUGAUGACGAUGAUGUCACGGAGAUAAGCACAGAUAACUAUUUGAAGGUUAUAUCAGUGCUAGCUUCGCGUAGUCCCCGUGUGCGCACGCCCUUACCCACUGGCUUACGAACGGAUCAUUCAGUUAUAGAACUACCUCCUUUGUAUGAAGAUGAGGCGGCCGUUGAAAUAGUAGCGGUGGUGGACCCCGCGUCGACGGCGGCUCAGCGUCUCGCUCCCCUGCUGUUAGUGUUGCGUCGCGUUGUCAACUGUCGCUUACAAUUGUUCCUCAACCCACAGGACAAGAAUUCUGACAUGCCGCUUAAGAGUUUUUAUCGCUACGUGUUGGAGCCGGAGCUACAAUUCAAUAGUGCGGGUGCGCAGACGGGCGGUGCGAUCGCGCGUUUCUCCCGCUUACCGCACGCUCCUCUUCUAUCGCUGGAGCUGCGCACGCCGCCCAAUUGGCUGGUCGAAUGCGUGAAAUCUGUAUACGACUUGGAUAAUAUUCGACUUGCCGAUGUCGAAUCGCUGGUUCACAGUGAGUUCGAGUUAGAGUACCUGCUUGUGGAAGGUCACGCGUGGGACACGUCUUUGGGCACGCCUCCUCGCGGGUUACAACUAGUGUUGGGCACGAGACACCGACCAGACACAGUGGACACCAUCGUUAUGGCCAACCUCGGGUACUUCCAGCUGAAGGCCAACCCUGGCGCUUGGACGCUGCGGCUCAGACCUGGACGCUCUGACGAUAUAUACGAGAUUGUCGGGCACGAAAACACUGACACUCCAGCCGGCAGUAAAGACAUCCAGGUCCUGAUGAGUUCAUUCCGGAGUCAAGUUAUUAAACUGAGAGUCACUAAAAAGGCGGAUAAACAACACCUUGAUCUUUUAGCUGAAAAUGAUGAAAAGAAUGCUGGCGGGAUAUGGAAUUCUAUUGCAAGUUCCUUCGGAGGUGGCGAAGAACAAGAAGCACAAGAUGAGACUAUCAACGUGUUCUCAGUGGCUUCCGGACAUUUGUAUGAACGUUUUCUACGUAUUAUGAUGCUGUCUGUACUAAAGAACACUAAGUCACCAGUGAAGUUUUGGUUCUUAAAGAACUAUCUUAGUCCUUCACUUAAGGACAUCCUUCCAUACAUGGCUCAAGAGUACGGGUUCCAGUAUGAGUUAGUACAGUACCAGUGGCCUCGUUGGCUGCAGAGGCAGCGUGACAGACAGCGGACCAUCUGGGGGUACAAGAUACUGUUCCUCGACGUGCUAUUCCCGUUGGACGUCAAGAAGAUAAUCUUCGUUGAUGCUGAUCAGAUUGUUCGAGCUGAUCUAAAAGAACUAGUAGACUUGGAUCUAGGCGGAGCUCCUUAUGGAUAUACACCGUUCUGUGACAGUAGAAAAGAAAUGGAAGGAUUUAGGUUCUGGAAGCAAGGCUACUGGCGGAAUCAUCUCCAAGGUCGUAGUUAUCACAUCAGUGCCCUGUAUGUGGUGGACCUCAAGCGGUUCAGACGUAUCGCGGCCGGUGACCGACUGAGGGGACAGUACCAAGCGCUCAGCCAGGACCCUAACAGCUUGUCUAAUCUAGAUCAAGAUCUUCCCAACAAUAUGAUCCACCAGGUAGCUAUAAAGUCUCUGCCUCAGGAGUGGUUGUGGUGUGAGACCUGGUGCGAUAAUGAAUCCAAGAAAUACGCUAAGACCAUUGAUUUGUGCAACAAUCCCAUGACGAAGGAGGCCAAGUUGUCAGCAGCGAUGCGCAUCGUGCCUGAGUGGACCGACUACGACAACGAACUGAGAGCGUUACACGCCCGCGUGAGGCAGGGACACUACCAGGACGACUCAGAACAGGUACAGUAUCAAGGAGUAACUAUUAUUGCUCACCAAUUGGUAGUUACCCAAAUACUAAGAGACUACUCUUGUAUUCAUUAUGACACACCAAGUUCAGUUUAA
Danaus chrysippus (African queen) is the source of this 4710-nucleotide messenger RNA. NCBI's taxonomy places the organism in Eukaryota, Metazoa, Arthropoda, Insecta, Lepidoptera, Nymphalidae. The record is from the annotation of a GenBank genome assembly.